AUGAGGAAACGCUACAGAUCGCCUGCUUCGGCAGCUGGUCGUCCUCGCCAUGAUAAUACCCGCCCAUCACCUGAAUACCUGUACCCAGCAGGGGAGGCCCGAAAAUCCUCCACAACUGAGCUAACUCCGAAACGCCACGAAACAGCUCAAGAACUUGAUCCUUUCAUUCGAAACAAUCCGCGCCCCACUGACCCCUCGUGGCGUGGACCACCACCGCUGGAAGAGACACGACCUAAGGAACUUGCGAGUGGAGAGGACCGCCGACGCGGACAACGAUUGUUCGGUAACUUGAAAAGUGCCCCCUCACAGAAGCAGGCUAAUACUGCGCAAACGAGUCGUGAUAGCCGUCGUGAGCACAUUGACAGACGACAGCAGGCAAAACUGAAGGCGGACACCUUCUUUUGGAAUUCUGAUUACGCGAGGGAGAGACGAGCUGAGCGUCGCGAGAUGGAUACAGAUAAGGUGCAAGCAAUUCUUGAGAGGGAUGCUAUGAUGGAUCGGCAUGCGAAAAACCUGUCCGAUGCACGCUUUUUGAAGACCGUGACGAAGCCGGUUCUGCUUCUUCAGCUUUACAGACCCGCCAAACUUCGAGAUGGUCAUGCAGAGAUCAUUCGGGAGCAAAUCGAGUAUGCCGAGCGCACAAAUGCUAUUGAAUACGAAGAAUUCAUGAAGAAGUACCCGGCUCAUUUUUUCGAAGACGUGGAACUCGAGGCAGAUUUGAUGAACGAAGAUAUCGAGCCACCAGAAGAGAAGUCCAAGCCUGUUUCUGACCACGGUACCGCUUCAAUUCCAAAGACGGAACCAAAGGAUCCAUAA
This is a messenger RNA of Penicillium longicatenatum, 816 nucleotides long. RefSeq names its product pinin/SDK/memA/ protein conserved region-domain-containing protein. Lineage: Eukaryota; Fungi; Ascomycota; Eurotiomycetes; Eurotiales; Aspergillaceae. The transcript is spliced from 3 exons. The record is from RefSeq and is a predicted model, not a curated record. The coding region runs from base 1 to 816 and encodes 271 amino acids.